Myotis daubentonii (Daubenton's bat) is the source of this 567-nucleotide messenger RNA. RefSeq names its product TRPC5 opposite strand (gene TRPC5OS). Lineage: Eukaryota; Metazoa; Chordata; Mammalia; Chiroptera; Vespertilionidae. The record is from RefSeq and is a predicted model, not a curated record.
CCACCGGUACCAACAAGAAUACCAUACGUGAUUUUGUGGGAGGUUCACCAACUUUAUCAAAAAUUGUUAUAGGACCACUGGACUCAUUCUGUACUUGAUCAUCAUAAUUAUAUCAACAGCCUGAUUUCUGGACCAACCCACCACAAAACCAUCGUCAGCCCCACAGGAUUCAUUGUCGCCAAGAGUCCAUUUGCUGCAGCUUUUACGAUUAUUUUAUCUUCUGAGAAGAACAGCAUGGAGUCUCUGUCAAUCCCUGAACUAAUUAGUGGACUUAUUGAUUGUGUUGCUCAGUUAAUAAGAAUAGCUGAAGAGAUUUUGCAAUUAUUUUCACAGGAACAAGUUCCUUGUGUAGAGCAAAAUGAGGUAGCAGAACAGAUAGAAGUAGAUUCAUCUCCUUCUGAGGAAGGUUCACUACCAGACCUCGCUGACUUCUCAGACUUGGAGUCAAUACUUACAGUAAGAGAAGAAGAAGACCUAAUGUUUGAUGUAGAUCAAGCUAUGUUUGACAUGGAAAACGUAUAUGAUGAUGUCCUCGCUGGUAUAAAUGAUGAUUUAAGAAGUGGAUGA